AAGAAAUAGAUCGAACACAAUACUGUGUGUGUCCAUUUUCGUCAGUUUAUAAAUGAAAGUGCAAAGUCAAAGUAGUUCGUUCUCUUUAUCUGAAGUUGUCAAAGGGGAAUCACCCUGCAAAUAAGGGUACAGUGACAUUGAGCAUAUCUAGCUACCCAUCUGAUCCGAUCAGAACUCAGAAAUGGAUGAUGAAAGAGUGGUGCAUACUGGAGGUUGCCAUUGUAAGAGUGUAAAGUGGAAAGUGCUUGCUCCUUCUAGUGUUGUGGCAUGGGACUGCAACUGCUCAAUCUGCUACAUGAGAAUUAAUACUCACUUUAUUGUACCUGCUGACAAUUUUGAGCUAUUGGGAGAUUCCGGGAAGUUUCUUACUACUUAUACUUUUGGCACUCACAUUGCAAAGCACACAUUCUGUAAAAUCUGUGGUAUAACCUCAUUCUAUUAUCCACGCUCAAAUCCAGAUGGGGUUGCAGUUACAUUCAGGUGUGUUGACCCUGGAACCUUGACACACAUUGAAAUCAGGAAUUUUGACGGGAAGAAUUGGGAAAGCUCAUAUAAUCAGACAGGCAUCUCUUCGUGUUCAAAGGUGCAGAAGUAAAUCCCAUAACAUAAAGGGACUAGAAAAUAGUUGAGAUCAAAAGCUAUCCUGUAUGAAGAUUUUUGUUCCCUCAAUACAUUUUGUGUUGUUCAUCCAAAUACUCUGGAGUAUGGACAUGAUAAAUUUGACUGUUAAAGUGUACAAGUAAUAACACAUGUGAUGGCACACGUGAUCAGCACAAGGAGGAUGAGUGAGUCUGUGAUCUAGUUCCAUAAGUUCUUCUGUUAUGUAGUUGCGUGUAGCUGAUAUGUAUACGGUUAAUUGGUUUUGAGAUUUAUGGUGAUUAGGUGUAAUUUCUGUUGAAGCUAGUUGGUCUGUUUAGCUAGUCUUUCUUGUUUUCUUCCAGCUAUAUAUGUACUUGUAUCAGUAGAUGAACUCAGUUUUCUCAUAUAUGAAUACCAGAAAGUCACAUUCAUAAGAUG
Messenger RNA from Gastrolobium bilobum, 1017 nucleotides. RefSeq lists its product as uncharacterized. Lineage: Eukaryota; Viridiplantae; Streptophyta; Magnoliopsida; Fabales; Fabaceae. The record is from RefSeq and is a predicted model, not a curated record. The transcript has 2 exons. Gene Ontology annotation, molecular function: carbon-sulfur lyase activity. The coding region runs from base 182 to 595 and encodes 137 amino acids.